GGAAAGAGUUUUACCCAAUUAGGAAGCCUGAAAGAACACAUGAGACUGCACACAGGGGAGAGGCCUUACCACUGCUCCCAGUGUGGAAAGAGUUUUAACCAGUCAGGAAGCCUGAAAGCUCAUGAGCGAAUACACGCAGGGGAGAAGCCUUACCACUGCUCACAUUGUGCAAAGCAUUUUAUCCAAUUAGGAAGCCUGAAAGAACACAUGAGAGUGCACACAGGGGAGAAGCCUUACCACUGCUCCCAGUGUGCAAAGCGUUUUACCCAUUUAGGAAACCUGAAAGAACACAAGAGACUGCACACAGGGGAGAAGCCUUACCACUGCUCCCGGUGUUCAAAGCAUUUUACCCAUUUAGGAAACCUGAAAGAACACAUGAGACUGCACACAGGGGAGAAGCCUUACAAAUGCUCAGACUGUGGGAAGACAUAUUACUCAUCACAGUCACUUAAACAUCAUGUGCGAAUCCACACAGGAGAGAAUAAUUACCUCUCCUAGUGUGUAAAUUUAUAUUUCACAUCACAUUAACUUAAAAUUCAUCAGAGGACAUACACAGUGCUCCAAUUGUCUUAUAUUGUUGCCUGAGAAUGUGUUUACCUGUUUGUACCAUAUUAAAUGAAAUGGUUCAAAGUAUACUCAAAUAUAUGUUUUUGUAAUAAAACAUGAAUUGAAUAUGGAGUAUGUCAGUUUGAAUAUAGAGUAGAUCAGAUUCCAUGUGUUUAA
Salvelinus namaycush (lake trout) is the source of this 723-nucleotide messenger RNA. Its product is annotated as zinc finger protein 79-like. Gene Ontology annotation, biological process: regulation of transcription by RNA polymerase II. Gene Ontology annotation, cellular component: nucleus. Gene Ontology annotation, molecular function: RNA polymerase II cis-regulatory region sequence-specific DNA binding; DNA-binding transcription activator activity, RNA polymerase II-specific. The record is from RefSeq and is a predicted model, not a curated record. The annotation marks the transcript as partial. NCBI's taxonomy places the organism in Eukaryota, Metazoa, Chordata, Actinopteri, Salmoniformes, Salmonidae. The transcript is spliced from 2 exons.